Notothenia coriiceps (black rockcod) is the source of this 2001-nucleotide messenger RNA. It is a transcript of the gene pinx1, whose product is annotated as PIN2 (TERF1) interacting telomerase inhibitor 1. NCBI's taxonomy places the organism in Eukaryota, Metazoa, Chordata, Actinopteri, Perciformes, Nototheniidae. Gene Ontology annotation, cellular component: nucleolus. The transcript has 7 exons. The record is from RefSeq and is a predicted model, not a curated record. The coding region runs from base 48 to 1223 and encodes 391 amino acids. Gene Ontology annotation, molecular function: telomerase inhibitor activity; nucleic acid binding.
UCUGCGAAGGCUACGCAACUUCCGUCAAGCUGUUUGAGGACCUCAGGAUGUCCAUGCUUGCUGAACCCAAGAAAAAACUGAAGUGGUCUGUUGACCCCAGGAACAGCGCCUGGUCCAAGGAUGAAUCCAAAUUUGGCCAGAAGAUGCUGGAGCGAAUGGGCUGGUCCAAGGGCAAGGGCCUGGGAAGAGCUCAGCAGGGCUCCACCGAUCAUAUCAAAGUCAAAGUUAAAAACAACCACCAAGGUUUUGGAACCAUUGCCAGCUCUGAGGAUAAGUGGAUUGCCCACCAAGAUGAUUUCAAUGAGCUUCUAGCUCAACUGAACAACCACCAUGGUCAAAACAACAGCGCUGAACCUCCAACGUCAGAGGAGCCAAAAGGAUUCAGCUUGGAGGAGAAGUCCAAGACCGGCAAAAAGAGGGUUCAUUACAUGAAGUUCACUAAAGGAAAGGACCUGUCCUCCCGCAGUAAAACUGACCUAAACUGUAUCUUUGGAAAGAGAGGAGGGUCUUCCAAUGACCCAGAGAAGGAGAGCAACAGCAGUGAUUCUCAGGGUGAGGCUGAGAAGAGUGUUACUCCUGCGGCGUUCAAAGUGGAUACAGAGACCAUCACCAACACUGUGAAAAGUACUCUCACUAUGCAGGAGUACUUUGCUCAGCGAAUGGCUCAGUUGAAGAAGUCUCGUGGACAGGCCGAGAGUGAAGAACCAUCGAUGGAGACAGACGAGACUUCAGGUCAAUCUGAGGAACCCAUCCUCAUCCCCACUGACGACUCAGAAGAACCCAAAAAGAAGAAGAAGAAGAAGAAGAAGAAGAACACGUCAGACGAUGAUCUAGAAGUGGUAGAAGAGAACAGUACCUCCGUUCCUGUCAUAACGGUGGACGAUGAGGACCAGCAGCAGGAGAGUUCAGGGAAAAAGAAGAAGAAGAGAAAAAUGGUAGAAAGUGAAGAGGCUACAAAUGAGAACUGUAGCUCAACCUCCGGUGUUGAGCAGAACUCAGAGGAACUGCCUCCAUGCAAGAAGAAGAAGAAGAAGCAUAAAAAACAGCAUAGGGAAACUGAGCUUCAAAAUGGACAUGAGCCAACUGAGGAUCAAAGUGUAGACUCUGAAGCUGUUGGCAAAAAGAAGAAACACUUCGAGGAGGUGGGCGAUGAAGACAAGGUGGAGGUGGUAGAGAAGAAAUCUAAAAAGGACAAGAAAAAGAAAAGGAAACAUCAAGAAUAGGAGAUGAGAAGGAGAUUAGACCCCUCAAAGCUGCAGAGUAAAACCCAAAACUCUGACUGUGGGCCACAGGGAUACACAUUGCAGCAGAUGGCAAACAAGCCUAACAGAAAAAACUAAACAUUAUUGGGAAGAAAAUAUAUUUGUUCGUUUUUAUACAUUUCCAGGCCAAUGGUUGCUCUGUUUCUAGUCUAUACGCUAAGCUAAGCUAACAGGCUGUAGCUUUGUAUUUAACAGACAGAUGCAAGACCUGUAACGAUGAAUUUAUCAAACACUCGGCAAGAAUGAAAUUACUAUUCUUUGAAUGUAUUUAAAAACUCCCUUUCUGUACAUCUGACUGACUGCUAAGUCUAUAAUGUAUUCAUACAGACAUAUUUUGACAUUUUUAAAUGAGUAAAAUUGGGAAAACAAUGAAAUGCAUGCUGGCGAUUGCUGUAAUGAAUACAAAUAUCCAGAUUAAUAAAUUCCAUAAAGCCAAAAAAAUAUGCAGGAAAAUUGUUUUUGUUUUGUUUUUUUUAAACGAUAUGCAAUUUUUCUUCAUUUUUGUUCAGACAAUGGAUAUGUUCUUAAAUGAAAGCGACACAGAAAGUCACAUUUGUAAAUUUGAACAGAAACACACCGUAAUUGUUUUCCUUCCAUGUGAUUUGACAAAUAUGAACUGAUGCCAUUUGAUGUUUUUCUGAAAACCGUUGGUCUGACCCAUUCAUGAGCUGUAAGAAAAAAGACAUGUUGGCCCUUCGACAGGAUCACAUGAGUUUUUAAAUAAAUACAAAUAGCAAUG